This is a messenger RNA of Osmerus eperlanus (European smelt), 2429 nucleotides long. Its product is annotated as protein shisa-6. The annotation marks the transcript as partial. Lineage: Eukaryota; Metazoa; Chordata; Actinopteri; Osmeriformes; Osmeridae. Gene Ontology annotation, biological process: regulation of AMPA receptor activity; regulation of short-term neuronal synaptic plasticity. Gene Ontology annotation, cellular component: postsynaptic density; AMPA glutamate receptor complex; postsynaptic membrane. The record is from RefSeq and is a predicted model, not a curated record. The transcript has a single exon.
UCAGGCGACAAGAACAUGGAUGAGUACUACAUGAGGAAGCACCACCUGCCCCUCCCUGAUCUGACCACCAGGGGGCCCACCCACCUAGUGAAGCUCAACUCGGAGCCCCAGCAGGCUCCCCCCCAGCGCCAGCGUCGCCCCAAGGUCCAGCGGGCCAUGUCCCAGGACCACGUGCUGUCCCCGGAACGUGCCCCUCGCCACGGUUACGGGCUCUCGUCCUAUCCCGGCGGAGGCAUGGCGCACUAUGGAAGCUCCCGGAUGCUCUCGGAGGAGCAGCUGCUCUCCGCCGACCGCCUGCAAUCCCAGGAUCCUUUGCUGUCGCCGGACAAGAUGCUGUCCCUGCGGCGGUCCAACUUCCGUGAGAAGGCGGCCAUGUCGCGGGCGCUGUCCCACACAGACAUGUUCGUGCCCACCACGCCCGUCAUGGAUCGCUACGCCAGGAUGCAGAAGAUGCACUCCCACCCCAGUGCCGCCAGCGCCAUCGAGGCCUACUCCAACACGCUUACCGUUAACCAGAGCAACAACAAGCGCCAGCAAUUCGCCAACCGCCGGACUCACACCGUCGAUCACCUGCAGUUCGUCUCCGGUCAUCAGCACAACCAGUACCGCACGGCAAGCAAGAACGAAGUCACCGUCUGAUUGGUUGGCUGAGGAGGAUGGGGCGGGUCAGGCAGCGGGGGUCAGGGACAUAUCGUUGUCAGCAGACAAACUCGACGUGGCAGAGAACUAACCAAUCAGAAACCACAGUCAGCACGGUGUCACCUCUAGUGGAGGUGAGUUAGGAAGUCCAAACUCGUUUUGGGUCAUCUUGGCAACCAGCCACCUAGAGACCUCUCUUCGCUUUCGGCGCUACAAAUCCCAAUCCCCUUCUUCAUCCCGUUCUCACUCGGUUUUCCGUUUCUCCCCCCCUCCCCCUCUUUUUCUCUCACUCUCUCCCUCUAUCUCGCCCUCUCCUGUUUCUCUCUUUGCUCUAUUUCACAGUGUCUCUCGCUUGCUCUCUCUUCUGUUAAUAUCUGUCUCUCUCUGUGACCUUCGGUCAUGGUCAGCAGAUCUGACCGCGGCAGAGAGGAUCUGUAACUCUCCUCUCAUAGAGCAUAAGGGCUUUGCACGUUGACUCACUGGGAAGGCAUCAUGUCAAAGGCUGGUGGGAGGUCUGGACUAUUUUUUAAGAAACAAAGAUGGUGUGGAACUGGGAAAGAACUGGAGCAAGUUUAUAAAUAUAUACAUAUAUUUACUAUUUGUAUUUUCAGUCCUUGUUAUAGCUUUAGAGAUUCUUAAUGAACUUAUAUACAGAAAAAACAUAUGUCUGCACUUAAAGAGGUGCCUCUUAAAAAUGCUCCCAUUUCAAUGAGGAAGUGGAUAUGUGGGUUAAAAAGCACAAUUAAUGAAUAAUUUAUUUUUCUUUUUUUCUUUCGUUCUUUGAUUCUUCUCUAUUUGGUAAGAGGCCAGAUCGUGUCAGCUCCCUAGUGAAACCCCAGAUGGUUUCUGCUGCAUACAAGAGUGUACAUAGGCUUCAUUAGCAGCAUUUUAAACAGCUGGACCUCUGAAUUUAUGGGUAACGAUUUUUGUUUGUUUUUCACCAUAACAUGAUUUUUCAGAUCUCCCGAACUUUUACAUAUACGCGAAAAGAAUUGACAAUUGUGUGUGCCAAGAUGUGUGUUUUGUUCUGCUAGACUUUUGUAUACAAUUGUGCUUGAACAUUGAAUGUGUGGCUAGGUGGCUAUAGGUCCACACUAGGCCAGUGUGAAUGAACUAAACCACAGCUUAAUGCCCAUUUGAAUCAACUUUAUUUACAGUUUGUUCACACGUUUUCAUUUCUAAAGUGUCUGUACGGACAAGCGUCACGUAGAGUAGCAUGUUUUUGAUCGCGGAGAUAUGUCUGCAAGACUGCAACCAUCACUAAACGUCAAGCCUCCUUGAAGAUUUAACGACGUCAGUGUCGGAAAAACUGGCAGUUGUCGUUCUGUCUGGUUACACACAGACUCACUCUUCUCAGUGUAAACCGAAAAAAAGUUGUCAUGGUAACCGUAUCUAAGCAAGGAUUAAAACUGUGAAUCCUUUGUCCAGAUUCAUAUUAUUAUCACUAUAAUUUUCAUUAAAGCAAUGCCUUAUUGUGUGGAAUCCCAUACAUUUGUGUUUUGGUCAGUCCCAUCCCCAGGCCUGUUGUGUGUUGUGGGUUGUGUGUUGUGUAGCUGUUGCUGUCUAGCUCAGAAGCAUCGAGGCACAUGGUGAUCAGUAGAUGCUGGCGGGGCCGUAACCACAUAUGAGAUGCUGAGGUUCGGACCACAGUAAAAACACACACACACACAAUUAGUUAUUUCAAUAUUCCCUGUGAUUUAUUUCUGUGAUUGGACCUCAGUAAACGUAGAAUUCCUGAUGGGCAGAACCAGCAAAAGAUACAAGUGAUGAAGAUGACGGCUCUGAUCUGU